AUGAAUGAUAUUUAUGACUUAGUUGAUGGAAAUUAUCUUCCAUUAGCACUAUUUACUGAUUGUGAUGACAGAAUGGUAUAUGAAGUUUAAAGAAAUAGAUAAAUCCAAUCUAAGAAGCAUUCAUUUGUUUAUGGAAAAGAGAACUCAUCUGAUGUCUAGGAUAAAGCUUAGU
Molecule: messenger RNA, 172 nt
Organism: Paramecium primaurelia
Lineage: Eukaryota; Ciliophora; Oligohymenophorea; Peniculida; Parameciidae
Source: the annotation of a GenBank genome assembly